Messenger RNA from Symbiodinium sp. CCMP2456, 6030 nucleotides. The record is from the annotation of a GenBank genome assembly. NCBI's taxonomy places the organism in Eukaryota, Dinophyceae, Suessiales, Symbiodiniaceae.
AUGAAAAAGACCCAAAGGGCAAAGAAGGAGAGUCAAGAAACAACGAAGAGCCAUGGAGCCAAAGAGGCCGUGAGCCCACCGAUUGGGGGUGGGGACACUAGCCCCUACGGGCUCCCAGGGUUCUGUGAUGCCUCCGCGCUCUCUAGCCAUGGCAUCGGCGAGAGUCGCGACGUCAAGGUUGCGAUCACCGAGGGCCACCAUGGCAUCGGCGAGAACGGCGAGAUUGGAGACACCAAGGUUGCGGUCACCGAGGGCGGCCAUGGCAUCAGCGAGAGAGUUGCGAUCACCGACGGCAGCCAUGGCCUCGGCGAGAGCGGCGAGAUUGGAGACACCAAGGUUGCAGUCACCGAGGGCAGCCAUGGCAUCGGCGAGAGAGGCGAGAGUGACGACACCAAGGUUGUGGUCACCGAGGACAUCCAACCAUGGGAUUGGAUUCAGACUCCAAUUGGACGGAUGCAAUGGGGCCACUUCUGUCGUGGAGGAGGGGGCAAUGGCGAGCUUUUGGCAGGUUUGCAGGAGCUCUUGGCGAAGGCGAAAAAGAAUGACCUGGGCGACAAAGGAGCCAAGUUUGUUGCUACUUCACCUACUUUGUCUUCGGCAUCUUCGGCGACUGUCACCGGUGCUGCCAAAGGCAAGGGCCAGGGCAAUGUCAUCAAGAACGACGCGGAGCUCCUUGGUGCCUUGGAAGGGGUCGUGAAAGCGGCCAAGAAGGACCCGGGUGUUUUGCUAGAUGCUUUGCAGGGCUUGAUUAAGCGAGCGAUGGCAGGCUAUGGCCAAGGUCUCAUUGGCUUUGGCAUGGCAAAGAAAAGGCUUUCGGAUGGUGACAAACUGAAUGCUCAUCUCAUUGUCGCCUGUGAACAGUCAGAACUGGACGCACUUCUGUCGUUGGCUCGCGCUCAUGCUCUGCAAGACAAGAUUUCAGUAGUCUGUAGGUUCAACCCGGAACAGGAAGCGGCAGCACUGCAGCUCCCAUCGAGUGGACCAAAGGGCCAGCGACAGGUCCGCUCAUGGCCCGCCAUGCCUCUUGGUUCCAGUGGAGGGCCAGACAUGAAACAUAGAGCUGUGCUGCGAUCUGCUUUCAAAGCUCCAGACAGGAAGCUCGUGACACUUCGCCUCCAAGUCCCGAAAGUGUUCCAAGAGCCCACCACUUGGACAGCAUUCUGCAAGCAGCCGAACGAUCGGGCCCGUCAUGCUUUGGGGCCUAUCCACAGUUUCGGGCCUUGGCAGAAAUUGCAGGCUGGUGAAAAACACAGCCGUGAGGAGGUUCUGGAAUGCUACGUUAAAGUGGCUGAGGUGGACAAGGCGGCCGUUUUGUCCAGAUCAGGCGUUGAGGGUGUCUUCGCGGCCGAGCUCGCUAAAGACGCGCAGAAGCCAGUCGUCGAUUGGCUCUCUGCAGGAGAAACCGAGCGGCCGGCAUACCUGAUGCUGGCCAGGCGGAAAGCCCAGGAGACCAAGAGCUCCCUUGCUUUUCGCAGAGGCGGUGGAGCAUCGCUGGGAGUCAAGGUCUCUGCUGAAGCAGCUGGAGAUCGCACGUGCGCCUGGAGAGCGAGGCAGGUCCCACACGACUGGUCGGCUGAGGACCUGCAGGGUGCUUUGGCUGACGUAGGCUUUGCCGAGUUUGAAGUACUGUCACCUGGUCGGGGGCGUCUUCCGUGGCUAGUGCGUGCCCGCUUCAAACAAGAUGGAGGGCAACCUUCUUUGGCCAUUCAGGUGGGCAAGGUUACCAUCGACAUGGAGCGGGCCAUCACAAAGCGCAAGCUAGUGCCCAGUCACCGGGCCAAGGAGGUAGCGCAACUGCAGCUGGACAGGGCAAAGCAACGGCCAAAGGCAGCCAAGCGGAGGGCACCGACACUGACAAUGGACGUGGACGACAAGUUAGUGCUGGUGCCUGAGCCCAAGAAUGCUCUCGAUCCGCCCCUGGUCGAGACGACGAAUGGUGCGACAUUUACGAAUGUGGGGGGGCAGGGAGGUGCUUCUUCAACUCGGUGGGCGUGUGCUUUGCAGUUCAUCGUGUUCGGUUCUCAUGGCCGGAUGCGUGUAAAACUGGCCAAGGCGAGAGGAGCAACGUUGAGAGCUGCGAACGCGAGCUACGUCCGUGACAAGGCUUCAGACUUCAAGUUGUUUUGGCUUCCUGCCCCAACGCCCGCAGACGAGACCGAGCGCGUAAAUCUGGAGCUGAUUGAGGGCGGGACGCCGCCACAGUCAUGGGAAGAAUACUUAGACGCUUUGGACAGGCCGACGAGAUGGGCUGACGACUUGACUUUUCGUGCCGCGACGAAGAGAUUGAACUGCCGCAUAAUCCUGGUUGUGGGCGAUGUCAAGAAGCCCACGCAAAUCAUUGCAUACGGCAAGGCAAUCCAGUUCAAGGAUGGCAGGCAGCAAGUGGUGAUCCCGCUCCUCUACAAAGACAAGCACUGCCAGCUCAUCGCCCCAAAGAAUGGCAAGUCACUGCCGGCCGAGUGGACCGAGCUGGAGACUGGUGGGCAAGCUCACACGUUGCCGAGAGGGCUGCGGUGGCAUCUCUUGCUUCGACUCCGGGAGACAGAGAUGAUCGCCAGUGGCUGCCUUCUCGAGCUACCUCGUUGUGCGCGGGCUCUGUCGCCUCACACGCCAAGGCGGGUGCAUGGUACUGUGAGGAGUGCAAGGAACACGUGCGGCCUAGUGCUCAUUGCAAAGAUUACGGGCAUGGUCUUUCGGAAGCACGCGCUGCACAUAUUGCUCGUCGACAUCCUGAUCGCCCUACUUCUGACUUCCCUCGAAUUCGGGAAGUGGCCACGGUUGACCGUUGCAGUCGACAAGUGCUUCGUUGUGAGGGUGAUCGGGCUCAGGGGCGUCGACUGCUCAAACGCAUUUGGAGCCUUUCUGACAAGGAGGGCGUCGAGCCAAGCCCUGGACCGUUCGUGUCCUACGUGGAGCUGCUUUCACUUGAACACGGGUGGGUGCGCCAACGCUUUCGAGACCCUUGAGCUCUUCCAGACCUUCAAGACUCAACCCUCGGUGUGGUCCCUGGCCGAGAUCCGCGCGAGCCCGUCUGAGCAAACGGCUCUCACUAAGCGGGCCAACCGCAUGGGCUACAGAGUGUGGUGUGUGCCUUCCACUCAAGGAGCUCGUCAACAGGGCCCCACCAAUUGGAAAGGUGGUCUCCUCGUGGGCGUCAAGGAGGGUGUCUGCUGCAAACAGAUGGCUACCUGGUGUUGCGAAGAGGGUGACCUGCUGCAGCUGGACUUCGGUUACUUUCGCUAUGUGGCGGCGUGGCGACGACCUGGUGGCCUUCGCGACGCCUUUGACGCCGAAGUCACUCUGUGGGCCAGCCAUGCCGUUGCGACUGGCCACUCCUUUGAACAGGGUCGCUACCUGGCCUCUCGAUGGAAAGGUCCGCGAGCCAUUGAUUGGGCCAUGAACAACGACCCCCAGGCCACCUUCAAAGCCGAGUUCCUGGAGCCACGCAUCAGUGACCAUAAGUGCUUGUGGAUUGAGGGCAGCUUUGGCUUUGAGCGUGUUGGGCAGUUUUCUUUGCGUCGUACCAGAGAUCUUUCACGUCCCGAACAUGUUCCUCUCACCACAUGGCGGGAGGCCGUCGCCGCUUACUUCCACGACCUUGAGGUGGUGUGGGGCGACGAUGUUGACGUUCAGUGGGCUCAGCUCGCCGCGCAGCUUGAGCUUUCGCUUGAGGCUGCAAGCCAAAUGUUUGCUGAGACUACUUCGGCUCGGCCCUUGAGUCGUGGAAAGCAUCGCCCCAAAGGUUCUGUUGCAACGUUAGCCGCUGCUAGUGGCGAUCCCGCUUGCAAAGGCCACAACACGAAUGAGGGAGCUCAACUUCGCAAGCUCUCAACUUGCUUGGGCAGGCUCCACGAGGCCAAGCGCCUACAACAGCAUCCGGUUGCUGAUGGUGCUGAGGUCAUGGCUAAGCUUCGUGCUACGUGGCCUUCGGAUUUGAGUGCCAGCAACAUCGAUGCGGCGAUCCUUGAGUGCGAGGCCAACAUCCUGAAGCUUCGUCAGCAGCGCCGCGAUUUCGGCCUCACUUCCUGGAGGGCCAAGAUGGCUCAAGGCCGGCGCGAGGCUACCCGGUGGCUCAGAAACAAGGCGGGGCUCCUUGCACCGGCUUUGCAGUCCACAGUGCGUGGGGUGACUACUACGUCUUCCUCGACCCCUGGUUCGCUUGAGUUAAUUGUGGCCUUUUGGCGCAAGGUCUGGCAGCGACAGCUCCCUGAUGACCUUCACGAGCAGCUGGGCCAGAUGUGGGCUGAGCAUCCGCCUCCUCAGGCUGCGUGGCCUGGCGAUCAGGGCCCCUUGCAAGCGCACGAGAUGAUGCAGCGAGCCAGGAGCCACUCAAAGAGCUCUGCUGGGCCGGACGGCAUUUCUGCUGAGAACCUUGCGGACAUGCCUGAGCAGUGGUGGGCUAUGUUAGCACAAUUGCUUCAGAGUUGGACUGCACAGAACAAGUUUCCGAUAUCUUGGCGCGGGGCUCGCAUGGUUCUCAUCCCAAAGGACGAGGUGACCGGCGCGGCUGCUGAGGUAUGCCCGCCUUACUUCCAGGGCGGCGUCGUUGGACGCAAUGCUUGGCAGGCCCUCAGACACAUCGAGGCCUCGUGGGAUGAAGAGGCCAUUUUGGUCUCUUUUGACUUCGAAAAAUGUUUCGACAACGUUGUGCCGGCACUUGCUUUGGAUAACCUGCGCAGACAUGGCUGUCCAGAGAACUUCCUACGCGUAGUGGCCUGGACCUGGUUGGAACAGCGGCGAUGGAUCCAAUAUGGCAGCUUUGUCCAUCCAGAGCCCCAACGUGUGACGUCAUCAUUGCCACAAGGUUGCCCUGCCUCGUCUGCAGUGACGAAGUCUGCUGACGACACCGCUAGAGUCAUCAACUUCUGGGCUUCUGCUGCCCGGGCUUUUGGCCUGCAGGAGAACCGCGACAAGCUCAAAGUGGUGAGUGGCCCCCGGCUCGACAGGACGAUGAUACUUCCACAACUCCUGUGGAGUUUUUGGUGGAGCCCUCACUCCUCCAACGAGGUGCAGGACUUCCACAAGCUCACGACCCUCGUGAAGCGAGCCUUGGAUAUUGUGCAACAGGGAUCCAGGGAUCUUUGGCUGCUCUUGGCUGGCCAUUGGAUGGACGUGGGUUUUGCUUUGAGAAUGGCAUCGGCGUCGGCUUUCUUCAAGGCGGAUGCUUUUUGGCGAGGUCAUGGCCGUCGGCUCGUCACAGGACGUUGGGGGUUGGCGGUUGCGUCGUUUUUGCAGCACUUUGACUUCAUUAGGACUGGGGCUCACACCUGGCAGCAUGCGGUGGUCGGCGACUUCGAUCUAUCGGGAGGGGACAUGGCCAAUCGUAGCAAGGCGCUGCACCUGCUUCGAGAGGCUGGGCGUCGACAACGCCAUGCGUCCUUUCUGCAAGGGAGGCGACGCGAGCUUGCAGACCUCGUCCCCGACGACGCUGGCUACGACGAAAACGUGCUCAAGGCGGCCAUCAAGCUUUACAACGGCGCCUCCAAUGAGGAGUGCCGCGUCAUGCUGGGUGGCUGUAUCAGUGAGCGAAACUGGAGCAACACCAAGCAGCAUGCCACCAGUUGGGGACUCCUGCGUGACCACAUACGCUGCACUGUAAGACCCCAGAUGCGCCCAUCGAGCUUUGUGGCUGUGAUCCGGCUUUGCUUCUGCAGGCUUCCAGAGACUGCAAAGGGAGGCAAUGCCUACAUCUGCGGCGUCAUCGAGGUGGUGGACAUCAUCUUCGUUGCCAUACUCUUCCUUCUGCUGGUCUAUGCCCUCUACAUCGUGUGGUCCCAGGUUCAGGACUUUACCCUGGGAGGUAGCACGAAGUUUUCGGACUUGGAGGAGAGCUAUGGCAGCAUGGAGGCCAAGAAGCUUCUAGAGGCUUCACACAACAUCCUCAGCUCUCACAGCGACGAGGGCCUCGGAGCUGUCUUCAGCGACUUGCAGGGAGGCGGUGGUGGCCGCGGCACGACCUCCUCCGGCUUCGGCGACGGCACCAAGAUCUUUGGCUACAAGCACGAGCUUCAGUUCCCGCCUCCUAAGUGA